Messenger RNA from Acanthoscelides obtectus, 464 nucleotides. The record is from the annotation of a GenBank genome assembly. NCBI's taxonomy places the organism in Eukaryota, Metazoa, Arthropoda, Insecta, Coleoptera, Chrysomelidae.
CAAGCAUGCUUUAGCAGGUCAUGAUAUGUUCACUGUUAGACCAUUUUAGUUGGCAUUCAACAGCUGGGACACCAUACUGUCGCUACUCUUCGCUUCAAUGGGCAAGUACCUUCAACGGCAAUUUUGGUGUCACUUGGUGGAGUUAAUCAAUAGUAUUACCGGACCGAAUAUUAUGCGAUUUGAAACACAGGGGAAUAGCGAGUUGAGUUACAGGCCGAAUUUGUUUAUUAGGCAGGCAUCAAGCCAAUAUUGCCGUUCACGCUACCUACGGUGACUGGCUAUGUAAUAGUGGUGAUAACAUGCUGUAUAACUUUUCAAAUACUAUUAUUUGUUCACUAGUACUGAAUCAGUAUGUCUACAUAAUAAACGAUUUCAGAAUAAUAACAUAUAUUUGGCGGUAAAGGGUUAAAUUCUUUAUUAACGCACUGAACGCCAACGAAUUUCCUUGUACAAUUUUAAAAAAC